ACUCUCUCUCACACACACACACACAGACUCUCUCUCACACACACAGACUCUCUCUCACACACAGACUCUCUCACACACACUCGCACACACACAGACUCUCACACACACUCGCACACACACAGACUCUCACACACACUCGCACACACACAGACUCUCACACACACUCACACACACACAGACUCUCACCCACACUUGCACACACACAGACUCUCUCACACACUCACACACAGACUCUCUCUCACACACACACACACACACUCUCUCUCACACACACGCACACACAGACUCUCACAGACACACAAACACUCAGGUACUUCACAGUUUGAUAAACACCUUUCUGCACAAUGCUCUAAGCACACUACACUGCCACAACCCUGCCCGUCGUUCGGCCGCCGGUACUGCUGAGUGCUGUCGUUGCAGCGGUUCCUCGGUUCGCGGGUCAGUGCUUUCCGUGCCGGUCCGGUGGAUCUCUCAGUACCUGUUUGUGGAGGACGCGUUGUUCUCGGCUCCCUGGGCGCUUUGUGAGCGCGGGCGGGGGGAGCGAUGACCUUUACUUGGGAAAGUGAAAGCUGUUCGCCUGUAUCAGAGUUCAAACUGCGGGACACGAAGGAGGGCGCAGCACGAGCUCUCUCAGGACUGAAAUAAACUGGUUUCUGGGGCAUUGGAAAUCAGUUAACCAUGGAGGCACUAGACUGUUUCUCCCAGGGCUCGGAGCUACGAUGCCGGUCCUGAAGAGCCUGCCUGGGAAGCUCCGAGGGUCCAAGCACAGCAGGAAUCUGGGAACGCCGUCGACAGCCCCCGGAGCGCUUAUCCUGGGAACAAUGAACGGGGGGGCAAACCCCUUUGAGGAGGAGGAGGGUGAGAGGGGGGACAACCCCUUCGAGGACAAGGAGGAGGAGGGGGGUGGGGCGAACCCCUUCGAGGAAGAGGAGGGGGGGGAGAGCCCCGCCAGACCCUCCCCGGAUCCCUUGAAGAAUGAAGAGUGCAGCAGCUCCCUGAGGGGGACCUUGGACAGGAUCCGGGGUGUCUCCCCUCUCAAGACCCUGGGCAAGCUGGGCAAGGGGCUGCGCAGUUCUGUCAGGGGAAAGGGGACCCCCGGGGAGGAGAAGACCCCCAGCAGGUCCUCUGAGAAAGACAAGAGGAAGAGCAGCCACAGGAGCUCUGAGGAGCCGACAUCCAUACUGAGCCGUCUCCCUGGGAAGCGCAAGGAAAGCCUGUCGAAUGGCGAGCUGAGCCCCCCAGAGAGGGAAGGGGGAGAGGGGGACCCCAAGAGGAGACUCUCCUUCCUGAAGAUCGGCCUGGGGGGUAAGAGCCGGCGCGAGUCCCAGGCCGAAAAACUGUCCCUGGAGAGAGAGGGGGAGCGAGUGGAGGAAGAGAGGGAGGGAGAGAAGGAGGAGGAGAAGAAGGCCAAAGAGCCACUUUCAG
Molecule: messenger RNA, 1425 nt
Organism: Acipenser ruthenus (sterlet)
Lineage: Eukaryota; Metazoa; Chordata; Actinopteri; Acipenseriformes; Acipenseridae
Exons: 3
Source: RefSeq, a predicted model, not a curated record